Molecule: messenger RNA, 942 nt
Organism: Alternaria viburni
Lineage: Eukaryota; Fungi; Ascomycota; Dothideomycetes; Pleosporales; Pleosporaceae
Exons: 1
Coding region: 1-942 (313 amino acids)
Source: RefSeq, a predicted model, not a curated record
AUGUAUUCUUCACUGUUACGUUCCGCCAGCCCCAACGUUCGCAUAGACGACGAGGUCUGGGACAUGAUCUUCCCUGCCGCAAAGUCCAAGAAGAACAAACUCAAGACCAGAGAGAUUGCUCAGUCCACCGACCCGAUCACCGCUAAACACAUCGACAUCCGAGAUUGGCCCUUCACAGACCGCAGGAUGCUCGUAUCUAAGUACAACCGAAUCAAGAUCUUCGUCGACGAUGAGUUCAUCACAACAAUCUCGAAGCCACUGUUCCGCGCGACUUCGACAAAGACAAGCGAAAUCCUCGCAAAUGGGACAAUUGUAUUACCAGCAGCCGUUGAUGCAGAUGCAAUACAUCAACUCAUCGAUUACCUCGAGUCCGUCGUCUCCGAAAUCACCCCACCCCUGCCCUUUCCACUUAGCCUACCGAUAAUUGUGUCCCUGAGUACAUGCGCCGCCGCCGCGGCGCUCGGAACGGACAAGUACAUCCAUCAUUUAUACGCGGAGUGCGAAGACCUCCUACAAACAUCACUACGAACACGUCUUCCAACAUACGCAACCAUGGAUGUCAUCACCGCAUCCAAGACAACGCAGCCUUACUCACGCCUCUUCCGCAUCCUGUCAACCAACCUCGCCAUACGCGUUCGGAACGAGACAUUUCCGCCCCAUAGACGUGAGGGUAGUCGUAUCAAUGUCAUCCCCAACCCAGAAGACUUCUGCAAGUAUUGCAAGAAGAACCCUGUUCUUGUUCAUGCGAUUAGGAUGGCGAAUGAGAAGUACUCGACCCUCGAAUCGAGAAAGGAUAAGAACGAUCCUCUUCGGGAUGGGCAUGUUGAUUAUGACCGGUGGUAUGAAGGGGGUUUUGAGAAGAAGCUUGAUGAUGUUUAUGAUGAGCCUAUCGAGUUUUGGACUCGUUGCAUGAGGAAGUAUGGAAGGUUUGGAGACUACUAG